CUCUGGUCAUCUCAUGUACUAUGUCCGCAGUCUCUGGUCAUCUCAUGUACUAUGUCCAUCUGUCUCUGGUCAUCUCCUGUACUAUGUCCGCAGUCUCUGGUCAUCUCCUGUACUGUGUCCGCAGUCUCUGGUCAUCUCCUGUACUGUGUCCGCAGUCUCUGGUCAUCUCCUGUACUAUGUCCGCAGUCUCUGGUCAUCUCCUAUACUAUGUCCGCAGUCUCUGUCAUCUCCUGUACUGUGUCCGCAGUCUCUGGUCAUCCCCUGUACUAUGUCCGCAGUCUCUGGUCAUCUCCUGUACUAUGUCCGCAGUCUCUGGUCAUCUCAUGUACUAUGUCCGCAGUCUCUGGUCAUCUCAUGUACUAUGUCUGCAGUCUCUGGUCAUCUCCUG
Molecule: messenger RNA, 388 nt
Organism: Staurois parvus
Lineage: Eukaryota; Metazoa; Chordata; Amphibia; Anura; Ranidae
Source: the annotation of a GenBank genome assembly